GCUGGCUCGUCUUAGCGGCGUGAGUUGCGGGCGCUGUCGCCUUACGCUGCUGCCUGCUCUUCAGGCGGGCUUCAGCAGGAAUGGAGCCGCUGGACGAUCUGGACCUGCUGCUGCUGGAAGAGGACAGCGGAGCGGAGGCCGUGCCGCGGAUGGAGAUACUUCAGAAGAAGGCAGACGCUUUCUUUGCUGAGACAGUUCUGAGCCGAGGAGUGGAUAACCGAUACCUGGUGCUAGCCGUUGAGACCAAGCUGAAUGAAAGAGGAGCAGAGGAGAAGCACCUACUCAUAACUGUGUCCCAGGAAGGAGAGCAGGAAGUUCUGUGCAUCCUGAGGAAUGGCUGGAGUUCGGUACCAGUUGAGCCAGGAGACAUCAUUCACAUCGAGGGAGACUGUACAUCUGAGCCGUGGAUAGUAGACGAUGACUUUGGCUAUUUUAUCCUGUCCCCGGACAUGCUGAUCUCUGGCACAAGCGUCGCCAGCAGUAUUCGGUGUCUGAGAAGAGCUGUCCUGAGUGAGACUUUCAGGGUCUCUGAUACAGCCACUCGCCAAAUGCUGAUCGGUACAAUUCUCCACGAAGUCUUUCAAAAAGCAAUAAGUGAGAGCUUUGCUCCAGAAAAGCUACAAGAGCUUGCUCUUCAAACUCUCCGAGAAGUAAGGCAUUUGAAGGAAAUGUAUCGCUUGAAUCUGAGUCAAGAUGAAGUAAGAUGUGAAGUAGAAGAGUAUCUCCCCUCUUUCUCUAAGUGGGCUGACGAGUUCAUGCAUAAGGGCACUAAGGCAGAAUUCCCUCAAAUGCAUCUCUCUCUGCCAAGUGAUAGCAGUGACAGAAGUUCACCUUGUAACAUUGAAGUAGUCAAGUCACUAGAUAUUGAAGAAAGCAUCUGGUCCCCGAGGUUUGGACUGAAAGGCAAAAUAGACGUCACCGUUGGGGUCAAAAUACAUCGAGAUUGUAAGACGAAAUAUAAGAUAAUGCCACUGGAGCUCAAAACUGGCAAAGAAUCGAAUUCUAUUGAACACCGAGGUCAGGUGAUCCUGUACACACUGCUAAGCCAGGAGAGACGAGAGGAUCCUGAGGCUGGCUGGCUUCUCUAUCUCAAGACCGGGCAGAUGUACCCUGUGCCCGCCAACCAUCUGGACAAAAGAGAACUGCUGAAGCUCAGGAACCAACUGGCCUUCUCUCUGCUGCACCGAGUUAGCAGAGCAGCUGCCGGGGAGGAAGCACGGCUUUUGGCCUUGCCACAAAUAAUUGAGGAAGAGAAAACCUGUAAAUAUUGUUCGCAGAUGGGCAACUGUGCUCUUUAUAGCAGAGCAGUUGAACAGGUACAUGACACUUCCAUCCCAGAAGGCAUGCGGUCCAAAAUCCAGGAAGGAACUCAGCACCUGACGCGGGCGCACUUGAAGUAUUUCAGCCUGUGGUGCCUCAUGUUAACGUUGGAGUCACAAUCUAAAGAUACUAAGAAGAGUCACCAGAGCAUCUGGUUAACGCCUGCGUCCAAACUGGAGGAGAGCGGCAACUGCAUUGGAAGCCUGGUCAGGACAGAGCCUGUAAAGCGAGUUUGUGAUGGACACUACUUACAUAAUUUUCAGCGGAAAAAUGGCCCCAUGCCCGCCACCAAUCUGAUGGCAGGUGACAGAAUCAUUUUAAGUGGAGAAGAGAGAAAACUGUUUGCUUUGUCUAAAGGCUACGUGAAGAGGAUUGACACAGCAGCGGUAACCUGCUUGCUAGACAGGAACCUGUCAACACUUCCAGAAACAACAUUGUUUCGAUUAGACCGGGAAGAAAAACAUGGUGAUAUAAAUACUCCCUUAGGAAAUCUGUCUAAAUUGAUGGAAAACACAGAUAGCAGCAAAAGACUUCGAGAACUAAUCAUUGAUUUCAAGGAACCUCAGUUUAUAGCCUACCUCAGCUCCGUUCUUCCACACGAUGCGAAGGAUACAGUGGCCAACAUUCUAAAGGGUUUGAAUAAGCCUCAGAGACAAGCAAUGAAGAAGGUUCUUCUUUCAAAAGACUACACACUCAUUGUCGGGAUGCCAGGGACAGGAAAGACAACCACAAUAUGUGCCCUUGUAAGGAUCCUCUCUGCCUGUGGUUUCAGCGUUCUGCUGACCAGUUAUACGCACUCUGCCGUGGACAAUAUUCUCUUGAAGUUAGCCAAGUUUAAAAUUGGAUUUUUGCGUCUGGGUCAGUCUCAUAAGGUCCAUCCAGACAUCCAGAAGUUUACAGAGGAGGAGAUGUGCAGACUGAGGUCCAUUGCGUCCUUAGCCCAUCUAGAAGAACUCUAUAAUAGUCACCCUGUCGUUGCCACAACCUGCAUGGGAAUAAGCCACCCAAUGUUUUCCCGAAAAACCUUUGAUUUCUGUAUUGUGGAUGAAGCCUCUCAAAUCAGUCAGCCCAUCUGCCUGGGCCCACUUUUCUUUUCUCGGAGGUUUGUGUUGGUGGGGGACCAUAAGCAACUUCCUCCCCUGGUACUGAACCGGGAAGCAAGAGCUCUGGGCAUGAGCGAGAGCUUGUUCAAGAGGCUGGAGAGGAACGAGAGUGCUGUUGUGCAGCUGACGAUACAGUACAGGAUGAACAGGAAGAUUAUGUCCUUGAGCAAUAAGCUCACGUAUGAAGGGAAACUGGAGUGUGGAUCAGACCGAGUGGCCAACGCAGUGAUAACCCUGCCCAACCUCAAGGAUGUCAGGCUGGAGUUUUAUGCCGAUUAUUCUGAUAACCCCUGGCUGGCUGGAGUGUUUGAGCCAGACAAUCCCGUUUGUUUCCUUAAUACAGAUAAGGUCCCAGCUCCAGAACAAAUUGAAAAUGGUGGCGUGAGCAAUGUCACAGAAGCCAGACUCAUCGUCUUCCUAACCUCAACUUUUAUAAAGGCAGGCUGCAGCCCCUCGGAUAUUGGCAUCAUCGCCCCGUACCGGCAGCAGCUGCGGACCAUCACCGACCUGCUGGCACGGUCUUCUGUUGGGAUGGUCGAGGUUAACACAGUGGACAAGUACCAAGGAAGGGACAAGAGUCUCAUCCUGGUGUCCUUUGUUAGGAGCAACGAGGAUGGAACUCUUGGUGAGCUCCUGAAAGAUUGGCGAAGACUCAACGUGGCCAUAACCAGAGCCAAACAUAAACUGAUCCUGCUGGGCAGCGUGUCCUCGCUGAAGCGCUUUCCCCCUUUGGAGAAGCUCUUUGACCAUCUGAACGCAGAGCAGUUAAUCAGGAACCUUCCAUCAAGAGAGCACGAGAGUCUGUACCACAUCCUGGGUGACUGUCAGAGAGACUGAAGCACUGCACUGCUACCUGCCGUUCAUGGCAGUGAGGGGAUCACAUGGCCUAAGCUCCAGCUUAGCUUUGCUGGGAAUGCCACCCUUAAACGGAAGACGACGUUUAGCCGAAAGGUACAAAAGGACGUGAAUGUACCUUUCUCAAAGUUCCAGAUUUUUCUCUUCUGUUACCAGGCGAAAUUCUACUUUAAAAGUACUGAUGUACCCAAGACUGAGAAGUCAAAAUUUGGAAAUACUUCAAGUAUAUCUGUGUAUGGCCAAGCUGGGGGAAGUAAGAUUUCCACUUGAAAAACUUGGGGUCUGUACUGUAAUACCUAAGGUUCUGUUAGAUCUCAAGGUCAAGAUCUCACAAAUUAGAAUUUGGGGUCUGAUUCCAGAAUUGUAAAAGGUCAGACAGACUGGC
Molecule: messenger RNA, 3663 nt
Organism: Rattus norvegicus (Norway rat)
Lineage: Eukaryota; Metazoa; Chordata; Mammalia; Rodentia; Muridae
Gene: Dna2
Product: DNA replication helicase/nuclease 2
Exons: 21
Coding region: 81-3260 (1059 amino acids)
Biological process (GO): telomere maintenance via semi-conservative replication
Cellular component (GO): nucleus; mitochondrion
Molecular function (GO): 5'-flap endonuclease activity; ATP hydrolysis activity; helicase activity
Source: RefSeq, marked validated